Molecule: messenger RNA, 873 nt
Organism: Fraxinus pennsylvanica
Lineage: Eukaryota; Viridiplantae; Streptophyta; Magnoliopsida; Lamiales; Oleaceae
Source: the annotation of a GenBank genome assembly
AUGGGCAGGCCUCCUUGUUGUGAAAAAGUUGGUAUCAAGAAAGGUCCAUGGACACCGGAAGAAGACAUUAUCCUUGUCUCUUACAUCCAAGAACAUGGCCCCGGAAACUGGCGUGCAGUACCUACAAACACCGGUUUGUUGAGGUGCAGCAAAAGUUGCAGGCUUAGAUGGAUUAAUUACCUGAGACCUGGAAUCAAGAGGGGAAAUUUCACUACGCAUGAAGAGGGAAUGAUAAUCCAUCUACAAGCUUUAUUGGGUAACAAAUGGGCAGCUAUAGCUUCAUAUCUUCCACAAAGGACAGAUAACAAUAUCAAGAACUACUGGAACACGCACCUGAAGAAGAAGAUAAACAAAUUUCAGGCAAAUUUGGAUACCAAAAUGACAUCUGAUUCGACCACUUAUCAGCUCGUGUCCAAGAAUUACACAGAAAACUCUUCGGCAUAUGCCUCGAGUGCAGAAAAUAUAUCAAGACUCCUAGAAGAAUGGAUGGGAUCAUCUGCAAAAACUAGCACUGCCCCUGAUGGAAAUCACAAAGAAUUUCCAAGCAUUAUGAGCACAAAAAAUAAUCGCACUGAAUGUUCUUCUUCAACUAGACCUUCACUUGAUUAUUAUAGACCACAGAUAGAUCAAGAAGACAAAAACGUGAUCCCUGCUGAUGAAUUUGAAUCAAUAUUGUCAUUCAACAACUUAAAUGACAUGGCCUUUGAAAUAUCUUCCUGCUAUUCAAGUAAAAGAGGUUCUGAAAGCAGUGGCACUGGCAUUGAUCAGAAUGAUCUGAAAGCCGAAAACAAUCCUCCAUUGUCAUUUCUUGAGACAUGGCUACUGGAUGAAACAUCAGGUCAAGAAGUGAUGGAACUUCCACAAAUAUUCUAG